GGUACGUAAAGCAACUGUCGACGAUUCGAUUUAGCUAUUGUGGAAACAACCUGAAGGACAUUUUAUUUGUUGUUUUGAUCUGGUUGAGCUUCCCCACCUUGGGAAGGUGUAUGUCAACAAUUAUUUUAUUAAAAAAUAUUAUUAGCACCAAUAUUGUUUGAAUACAAAACUCAAUUAGUACAAUGACAACUGAAAGAGAUUAUGCACCAUUGAGUGCAGCUUGUGUUCGAUCUCUUAGUGACAAAUUAUAUGAAAAAAGAAAAGCUGCAGCUUUGGAGAUAGAAAAGAUGGUAAAAGAAUUUUCUGCUCAUAAUAAUACUUCACAAAUAAAACGUCUGUUGAAAGUAUUAGGUCAAGAUUUUGCAACUUCUCAAAAUCCUCACAGUCGAAAAGGAGGAUUAAUUGGACUUGCAGCUAUGGCCGUUGGUCUUGGUAAAGAUACCGGUCAAUAUACAGAAGAUCUAAUACAUCCAAUUCUUGCGUGUUUUUGUGAUCCUGACCUCAGAGUACGAUAUUAUGCUUGCGAAAGUCUUUAUAAUGUUGUUAAAGUUGCAAGGGGAGCUGUUUUACCACAAUUCACAGAUAUUUUUGCUGCACUUAGCAAAUUGGCAUGUGAUUCUGAGCAAACUAUUAAGAAUGCCACUGAACUUUUAGACAGAUUAAUGAAGGAUAUUGUAACUGAAAGUGGAAUGUUUGAUUUAGUUGGAUUUAUGCCAUCGUUGCGUGAACGUAUUUAUACUAAAAGUUCUUUUGGUAGACAAUUUGUGAUUUCUUGGGUAUCAGUUUUGGAUGCAGUACCUGAAAUAGAUUUUAUUAUUUUUUUGCCAGAAAUUCUUGAUGGUUUAUUUAAAAUACUUGAAGAUCCAGCUCCUGAAAUAAAAAAAAUUACUGAUACGGUUCUUGGUGAAUUUUUACGUUCAAUCAAAUCCAACUCAUCUAGAGUAGAUUUUUCUGGCAUGGUAAAUAUCCUCAUUACUCAUGCUCAAAGUACUGAUGAUCUUUUACAAUUAACAGCAAUAACGUGGAUAAAAGAAUUUGUAAAUUUAUCUGGUCCUCUUAUGUUGCCUCAUGUUUCUGGAAUAUUAACAGCAGUUUUGCCAUGUUUAGCCUACGAUGUUGAUACUAGAAAAAACAUUAAAGAAACAGCAACGCAAGUUAACAUCAGUCUUAUGAAAUUAAUAACUAUAGAAACGAUUGAUGUAUCAAAUAAAACAUCACAUUUAAGUGAGCAUCAAACUGUAAAAGAUGAAAAAAAUAUUUCAGGUGAUAAAACUCAAAAUCGUUUAUUAAUUGAUACUUUAAAUCUUUCGAGUGUCGUGGAAGUUCUUACCAAACAUCUUAUGCACACAUCAGUUCAAACAAAAGUGGCUGUAUUAAAAUGGAUACAUCAUUUAUUUACAAAUAUUUCAGAUAAAAUGUUUCAUCAUUUAGAUGAUUUGUUUCCUGUUUUAAUGCGUACCUUAAGUGAUAGUUCAGACGAAGUAGUGCAACAAAAUUUAGUUGUUUUGGCUGAAAUAAUUGGUUCAAAAUAUCCUGAAUCAACAACUGGAAAAUCAUAUUCAGCUGUGCAAAAUAAAUAUUUUCCGAAAUUUAUUAUUAAUUUAUUAAGAUUAUUUUCAACUGAUAGACAUCUUUUAGAAGAAAGGGGUGCUUUUAUAAUAAGAGAAUUAUGUGUAUUAUUGAGUGCAGAAAAUAUAUAUAAAACUAUAGCAGAAAUUUUAUUGGAAGAACAAAAUUUAAGGUUUGCUGGUCUAAUGAUUCAAACGUUAAAUGUCAUUCUUUUAACAAGCUCAGAAUUAUUUGAAUUACGAAACAAAUUAAAGGAUUUAAAUUCAGAAGAAAGUUGCAACUUAUUCAUCUGCCUUUAUGAAUCUUGGAGUCACAAUCCAGUAGCAACUGUAUCUCUUUGCCUUUUAACACAGAAUUACAAUCAUGCUUGUGAGCUUGUUAAAGCAUUUGGAAACAUUGAAGUAACUGUCGAAUUUUUAACGGAAAUUGAUAAAUUAGUACAACUUAUCGAAUCCCCAAUAUUCACAUAUGUUCGAUUAGAGUUAUUGGAAAGAGAAAGAAAUGAAUCCUUGGUGCAUGCAUUGUAUGGACUUUUAAUGAUACUUCCGCAAAGUGAAGCAUUUGACACAUUGCAUCGACGAUUAACAGCAAUCCCUCCCAGUUUCAAUCCUGUAUCUAGGACAAAAAAUGUUUUACGAGAAGAAGAUUUUAUUAAACACAAUAUUGAUUUUAAGAGAUUAUUAAAUCACUUCAUUGGAGUUCAAGAAAGGCAUAAGGAACAAAAGCACAAGUUAAAAAUUAAUAUGCUGACUGACAGAGAAUCAACUUUUACAGACAUUUUAUAAUAAUUCAAAUAGAUAACAUAAUGGUGGUGCUUAGUAAUUUUUUGGCUCCAGAGGAGGGAGUGCGACAUGAAGAGGAGCACACAACUUUAUACAUUAAUGACAGAGAAGUUGGAAAGGGAACGCUUUACAUAACUGAAA
This is a messenger RNA of Leptopilina boulardi, 2492 nucleotides long. Its product is annotated as protein VAC14 homolog. NCBI's taxonomy places the organism in Eukaryota, Metazoa, Arthropoda, Insecta, Hymenoptera, Figitidae. Bases 183 to 2354 code for a protein of 723 amino acids. Gene Ontology annotation, cellular component: endosome membrane; PAS complex. The transcript is spliced from 8 exons. The record is from RefSeq and is a predicted model, not a curated record. Gene Ontology annotation, biological process: phosphatidylinositol biosynthetic process; positive regulation of kinase activity.